AUGGCCAGUGCUCGUUUCCCAACCGAUGGCUUUCUCAUCGGUAUUCUUCAAGAUAUCGAAGCUGAUGUUGCAAACAUUGACUGUAUGGAGGAUAUCACUAUCGAUCUCAUCCAGUCUCUUCGAUCCCGUAUUUCACGCCCGCUCGCUAUUCCAGGAUUUCCAAUUAGUCUGAGCAAAUAUCAGGAAUGGGAAAAGAAACAGCCGCAGGAAAGCUUGCAAGGAGUGGAAUAUGAUUCUCGUCAAGCCUGUUUACUACUCCGGCCGCACCUAACCCACCCAUCACUCGAGGCUUUCGGGGCUAUUGUUCACUGGAUUCGUACUCUUGUAAAGGGCCUUGGUAAUGAUAAUCCAAAUGGAUGGUCCUUACAGCAUGAUAGCGGUAAGAUUAUCGCCCGGCAACAAUUUCAUGUCGACGUGAUACUGACCAAAGCCAUAGCCUACCUUCUCACUGGCCAUUACGACGGCAUUGUUAAACGACCCCUAGCUGGGCUGAUCAGUUCUAGGAACAUUCGUCCUUCAGUCAUAGUGCACGCUAGUGCCAAGGAGACACGUAUGGAGUUGCUCGACAAUGUCAAGCAAUGGUUAUACGGUAGCAAUGGACGUGUGAAGCUCGUGAUUCUUGUUGAAGCUGAUGAGGUUGACGGCCCAAAUGUGAAGGAGCUGUGGACAAAUGGUAUCGACUGCAGAUUGUUUGAAAGCUCUGAUCAAGUCGCUACCCAAAUCUUCCAAAUAGAAAAGACAGAACUGAAUCCUUCUGUUAUGGGCGAAAUCUUGACAUCGGUAUGGUUGAUAAAUCGAGAGAACUGUCGCGAAAACGCUUCUGAUCUUCCUUGUCCAUCUUAUACAUUGAAAUGCGGUCUUUGGCGCGUUUCACAUGAUGGUUCUGUGUCGAAAACUUUCACAGGGGUCGCCCCCUUUGUGGAUUCGAAGUUUUCCAUGCAUCUGCAAGGGAUAAGUCUGUCGUUUCCUUUUCAUAUUUUCGGCGACUAUGUUCAUAAAGGUGUUAUGGAGUUUCUCCAGAAACGUGCCGGUGCAAUCGCAGAUUAUCUCUGGACGGACUACGAACAAAAGAUCGUACAUGAAAGUAUAAUCAGGGCAGGGUAUGGACCCGGAGAUCUUAUACAAGAGCCCUACCCUCUUCCAUAUUGUUAG
Molecule: messenger RNA, 1152 nt
Organism: Talaromyces atroroseus
Lineage: Eukaryota; Fungi; Ascomycota; Eurotiomycetes; Eurotiales; Trichocomaceae
Exons: 2
Coding region: 1-1152 (383 amino acids)
Source: RefSeq, a predicted model, not a curated record